AUGACAAGUAUAACUUUAUAUAUAGCUCAACAAUUGGUUAAACGAGCCAUUGGUGGAGAUGACGAUCUUGAUGAUAGUCCAGACAUUACUACUCCUGAUGAUGGUGAAGGAGAAGAAGACCCUGUGACGGAGGAAAUCUUUUCUUCUUGGGCUUUAUUCAUUCUAUUAUCAUUAUUAUGUGCAGCAUUAUGGUCAUCAUAUUUCCUUCAACAACGAAGAAUUAAAGCCAUUCAUGAAACCGUAUUAUCUAUUUUUUAUGGAAUGACUGUUGGUUUGAUCAUUAGAGUUAGUCCAGGUCAUUAUAUCCAAGAUGCUGUGAAAUUUAACUCAGGAUACUUUUUCAAUAUAUUAUUACCACCAAUUAUUCUUAAUUCAGGUUAUGAAUUACAUCAGGCGAACUUUUUUAGUAAUAUAGGAAGUAUCUUAACAUUUGCCAUUCCAGGAACUUUCAUCAGUGCUUUGGUUUUAGGGAUCAUUUUAUAUAUUUGGACGGCUAUAGGAUUUGACGGAGUGAAAAUGGAAUUUGUUGAUGCAUUGGCCGUUGGGGCUACUUUAUCAGCUACUGACCCCGUGACCAUUUUAUCGAUUUUCAAUGCUUAUAAAGUUGACCCUAAGUUGUAUACGAUUAUUUUUGGUGAAAGUUUACUUAAUGAUGCUAUUUCAAUUGUCAUGUUUGAAACUUGUCAGAAAUUUCAUGGUCAACAAGUAAGAUUUUCUUCAUUAUUUGAAGGUAUUGGGAUUUUCUUGGUUACUUUCACUAUCUCCACCAUCAUCGGUAUUGCUAUUGGAAUCUUAGUGGCUUUAAUUUUGAAACAUAGUCAUAUUAGACGUUAUCCACAAAUUGAAACUUGUCUUGUGUUAUUAUUCAGUUAUGAAUCAUAUUUCUUUUCUAAUGGUGCACAUAUGUCGGGGAUUGUUUCAUUAUUAUUCUGUGGUAUCACAUUAAAACAUUAUGCUUAUUAUAAUAUGUCCCGUAGAACUCAAAUUGCUACCAAAUACAUUUUCCAAUUAUUAGCUCAAUUAUCGGAAAAUUUCAUUUUCAUUUAUUUGGGACUUUCCCUUUUCACUGAAGUUGAAUUGGUGUUUAAACCUUUAUUGAUUAUCAUUACGUUUAUUUCCAUCUGUGUUGCUAGAUGGUCGGCAGUUUUCCCAUUAUCAAGAUUUUUGAAUUUCCUUUAUAAAGCCAAAUUUAAGGAAUUUACCAAUAGAAACUUUAUGAAUGGAGGUAUCUCAUCCCAAGCCGUACCUGAUGAAAUUAGUCAUAGUUAUCAAAUGAUGAUCUUUUGGGCUGGUUUAAGAGGUGCAGUUGGUGUAGCUUUAGCUAUGGGAUUACAAGGAGAAGCCAAAUGGGCAUUAUUAGCCACAGUAUUGGUGGUAGUAGUAUUAACAGUUAUCUUAUUUGGAGGUUCAACUGCUUCAAUGUUGGAAAUCUUAGGUAUUAAGACUGGAGUUGAACAACAUAUGGAUUCUGAUGAUGAAUUCGAUAUUGAAGCUCCAAGAUUACCUAUAUCUAUUCAACCAACACCUUUCAAUUCUAAUAAUAAUUUAAUGGGUAACCGAAGAUUCAAUAAUUCCAGACCUGGAGUUUAUCAAGAUGAAAUCCGUUCAAGAAAUGAAUCUAGUGCUAGUCUUUCAUCCAACAAAACACCUAAUAUGAAUGAUAAUAUCCCUGAUGAAGAUGAUGAUAUGAUUAGUGAUGGAGAUGAUUUAAUUUCUAAUUUCCAAACGUCAUCUACUGAAAAUGGGGUUUUAGGAGCUUUCUUAAGUGCUGAAGAACAUGCUAAAUGGUUUACAAGAUUCGAUGAAGAAGUGUUAAAACCUGUUUUAUUAGAUACUAUUCCUAAAAAGGAUAACGAUAAUAGUAAUUAA
Molecule: messenger RNA, 1869 nt
Organism: Yamadazyma jaroonii
Lineage: Eukaryota; Fungi; Ascomycota; Pichiomycetes; Serinales; Debaryomycetaceae
Source: the annotation of a GenBank genome assembly